AUGAAGACACUGUUUCUGCUGGUUUUCCCCUGCUGGAUAAUCACUGCUAAUAAACUUGUGAAGGAAAAGGACCACGAACAAAGCCAAAAAUACGAUGUUCUCCACUCAAUUCUGUCGGAUUUUGAGGUGCUACCGCUGUCCAGACUGCAGAUGCACUCAGUGAGGAGGAGAGACGUCCACACCCAUUCGCACAUAGAGAGACUGGUCAGCUUCACGGCUCUGCACAGAAACUUCAAGCUGUAUCUGACCUCGAACACUGGGCUUUUUACGGAUGACUUUAAGGUUGUGUUUGUGGAUAAAAACGGUGCAGAGAAAGACUAUGAUGUACAGCUUCAAAACUAUUUCAAAGGACAUGUUGUUGGGGAUGAACAUUCACAUGUCCAAGCACACAUCGAUGGGGAUGAGUUUUCUGCACACAUACUUACUGAAGAGUCUGAAUAUACUGUAGAGCCACUGUGGAGGUUUACGAACUCUGCAGCUGACGGAAGCCUUCUCGUUUAUCGUUCUGAAGACAUUAAGAAUUUGAGUCGAUUGGCUUCUCCAAAAGUAUGCGGAUACAUGCACGCUGCAGACAAGCACCUUCUGUCAGAGUCGGGAUGGAACCGCGAACCGCAGGAGAAUGUGUCCCAGAGUCGAGUAAAAAGGCAAGCCCACGACCACCGGAAAAACACCUGCCCUCUGCUGUUGGUGGCCGAUUACCGCUUCUACAGACACAUGGGGAGAGGACAGGAGAGCGUCACCCUCAACUACCUGAUUGAGCUGAUCGAUCGAGUUGAUGACAUUUAUCGAAACACAACAUGGGACGAGGAGUUCAAAGGAUAUGGAGUACAGAUCCAACAGAUAAUCAUCAACAAAGAGCCCACAAAGCCUCCACCAGGACAUGACCCGCGCUCCUGGGUCCACUACAACAUGGGAAACAGCUCGGUGAAGGGAAAGGAUGCCUGGGACGUGAAGAAACUCCUGGAGCAAUUCAGCGCAGACAUAGCGGAUAAUGCGUCCAGCGUGUGUCUGGCUCACCUGUUUACAUAUCAGGACUUUGACGAGGGGACUCUGGGCCUGGCCUACGUGGCUCCCUCCAAACCCCAUGCACUGGGUGGGCUCUGUCCCAGACCGUACUAUCCUUCUGCCUCAGCCAAGAAGCCCAGUUAUCUAAACACAGGUCUGACCAGCACCAAGAAUUACGGCAAAACCAUCCUAACAAAGGAAGCAGACCUGGUGACCACUCAUGAACUUGGACACAACUUUGGUGCCGAACACGAUCCAGACAAUAUCCCUCUGUGCGCCCCCAGUGACGAUCAAGGGGGAAAGUUUGUCAUGUACCCCAUCGCUGUGAGUGGAGACCACUACAACAACAAGCGUUUCUCCAACUGUAGCAGGACGUCUAUCGGGAAGACACUGCGGUUUAAGGCCCCGGUGUGCUUCAAGGAGCGGAACAGUAAAGUGUGUGGGAACUCUCGUGUGGAGGAGGGUGAGGACUGUGACCCAGGGCUGCUUCACCUGAACCAAGACCCCUGCUGCACAGCCGACUGCAAGUUCAGGCCUGCCACCGUGUUCAGGCCUGCCGCCGUGUGCAGUGACAGAAACAGCGCGUGUUGCCGGAACUGUACAUAUAAAGCAGCUGGGACGCGGUGUCAAGAGGCCAUCAAUGCUACUUGUAAAGGCAUUUCCUCCUGUACAGGAAACAGCAGUAAGUGUCCUCCUCCAGUGAACGCUGAGGAUGAGACGGUGUGUGUGGACAACGGCCGGUGUCGGAGCGGAGAGUGCAACCCCUUCUGUGAAGCCAUGCAGCACCUGCAGUCCUGUGCCUGCAAUGAGACCGAGCACUCGUGUAAAGUGUGCUGUCGGAAGAAUGGAUCAUGCUCUCCCUUCAUCCAGGCCAACGGGAGCUUCCUGUACCUCCGCAAAGGCAAGCCCUGCACCGUGGGCUUCUGCGACGAGUCGGGAAAAUGCAUGAAGCAGGUCCAAGAUGUGAUUGAGAGACUGUGGGAUUUCAUUGACAAACUGGACAUCAACACAUUCGGCAAGUUCCUGGCCGAUAACAUUGUGGGCUCUGUGGUGGUUUUUUCCCUGGUCUUCUGGAUCCCUUUGAGCAUCCUGGUGCACUGUGUGGACAAAAGACUGGACCAGCAAUAUGAGGAAAACGCAAAAGGCUUUUACUUCCCCCCCUGUAGUCAAGAAAUGUUGAGCAAUCUGGAAUCCACAUCCGUGCGCAUCGUCAAGCCUCCUCGAUCACACUUCUCCCCUUCAGAGCCGAGCCAGCCUCUCGCAGGCAACAGACUCACGGGGUUCGAGGAGAGCUCCGCCCUCACCCCGGACAGCGCCCUGGCCACCAUCCAGGAGGACAGCAGCGACUCUCCCCCAGGAGAGGAGGCCCUCGGCGGCUUCACAACCGUAGGAGCCUCCUCGUCGGCUACGAGGUUCUCCUGCGAGGAUCUGAACGAGAACCCAACGGGCCCAGAGCGCCGGCGCCUGCAUCGGCAGGACUGUAUUGACACCAAUGAGACAGAGUGCUGA
Molecule: messenger RNA, 2514 nt
Organism: Knipowitschia caucasica
Lineage: Eukaryota; Metazoa; Chordata; Actinopteri; Gobiiformes; Gobiidae
Source: the annotation of a GenBank genome assembly